Trematosphaeria pertusa is the source of this 234-nucleotide messenger RNA. RefSeq lists its product as uncharacterized. The record is from RefSeq and is a predicted model, not a curated record. Lineage: Eukaryota; Fungi; Ascomycota; Dothideomycetes; Pleosporales; Trematosphaeriaceae. The annotation marks the transcript as partial. The transcript has a single exon.
UGGAAAGACUAUUACGACGGCUUGCUUGCAUUCUACCUCCGUCGCAAUAUGAAAUUCGACUCGGAUGCGCUGCCUGCCUUCUCCGGUGUACUCAAAGUGCUCUCCAAAACGCUCGGCCCGUUUCAUUUUGGUCUUCCGAAGAAGUACUUUGGUCGCUCAUUGCUCUGGACCGAUCCUCAUUAUGGCGUCUUCAAAAGGCGGGCACAUUUUCCAAGCUGGUCGUGGGCAGGUUGG